AUGGCAUGUGACAAAAAUAGCAAUUUCACCUUUGUUGGAUUAAGUUCAAGGUCCAAAUCUGGCUGUUUGGCAUGUCGGAAAAGGAAGAAGAAAUGUGACGAGGUGCAUCCUGUUUGUGGAUAUUGCCAAGAUAGGAACAAGCCCUGUGAAUGGGGGGAGCAGUCCAAGGGGAAACCUAAGUUUCAAUUUAAUAUUAACUCAAUCAUUGAAUCUCAGAGGAUGAUUGGAAAGGUCAACUCUUUGAAGCGGAAAUCACAGAGGAGUAAACGAGGCAAAAAGGAGCAGGCUAAAAUCAUCAAAGAGUUGGACAAUAAAGAGGAAACACAGCUAAUUGAAUCAGAAUGUAUGCAAAUAUUACCAAAAAGCCAUUGUACAACAUCCAUGGAUUCAUCUUCCCACAUUGUACCUUCAGUGGAUGAUCUUCAUAUGCUGUUACCAGAGAACAUUUCUGGAUAUGUAGAAGACAACAACGACAACAUACUUCCCCUUGUUGAAGGGUUCAUGAACAACGAACCAAUGAUGAACAGUUUACUGAGUAACGUUGUCGAACAUCUUAGAUCCCCCAAAUUCUCUCCCGUUACUAACUUCAUUGACCACAAUAUCAAUACAGCACUAGCACAAGCUGACAUGCUGUUCCAUAGAAAUGACGCAUUUCUCUUGAAUGAUUUCGAUGUUAAUCCAAUGAAUUUGGAGGAUGUUGAAAGGUUUGAAGAGUUGGACGAACCUGAGGCUCCAAUCGAAAACACAAAUAAUGAUAAGGAAUCGGAGGAUAUAGGUAAAUAUCCACCAAUGGAUGAAUCGCAAAUGCUAGAAAAUACAUAUGCGUCGGAUAAUGAUUUGAUCAAUAUAUUGAAAUCAAAGAAAUUACAUCCAUAUCUAAGGCCAACAGUUCAGCUGUUGUUGAGUAUGAAAAAUACGCUAAAAUUCAUUAGUCCGAGUUCGCCAAUACUGCGGCAAUUGGAUACGACGGGGAAGCUGUUUCUUGAGAACUACGUUACAAACUUGGCGAUGAAUAUGCUAGAUAUAGGAAAUAAAAAAUUCUUUCUAGAUUAUGCAAUAACGCAAGCCACUAAUGAGCCGGUUAUAUUGUACUGUUUGGUUGCGUGGGGUGGGAUGUUUCUUGCUGGAAAAUCGAAUGAAGAGGCCAAAAAAUAUGUCUCCAAGAGUUACCAAUUGAUUAGUUUGAAAAGGGAGUCUUUUAGAAAGUCAGAAAUUAACGAGAUGGUAACCACAAAAUCAACAAAACUGGAUAAUGACGAAAGAAUCAAGAUUUUAUUGGUGCACAUCCUUUUGUUUUGUGCAGAAAUUUCCACUGGCGAUGUCAAUAAUUGGUAUCAGAAGUUAUUACAAUGUAAGGAGCUAUUAGACGAGUACGGGGGAUUAAAGGAAUUUGUGAAAUUGAAUAAACACAAUAAAGUUGCCAAGUGGAUCUUGAGUAACAUCUUUUACCAUGAUGUUCUGUCUACAAGGACCCUAGGAGAAGGGACAUUAAUACCAAUCGAAGAAUAUAAAAUUGCGUUUAUCGGUGAGAAUUUCCUCAAUGUUAAAGAGUAUGGGCUUGAUCCAUUUUAUGGGUUAUCCCAAAACUUGUAUUUAUUAUUGGGCGAAGUUGCAAGCUAUCGACGGAUCUUGAAAAAUAUGAAGAUGCCCUUACCACUGAAUUAUGAAAUGAUGGAUGGGCUUCUGGCCAGUACCAACGAACGAAACUAUCGUGAAAUUGAAAAUUCGUGGUUCCAGAUAUUUGAUUUGCAAAUCCAAAACUCUCAGCCACCAAAAGAGAUGGUAGAUUUGUUAUUAAAGUCAGACCCCAGCGGGAAAUUUUUGGAACAUCAUUUGACAUGGUAUGAGCUAACACAGAUUAGUCUAAGGAUCUAUAUAAGGAUCAGUUUCAAAGAAAUUGUCUUUGAUGACAACGAAGUUCAACAGCUGCGUGAACGAGGUUUGAUUUUGUUCAAUAUCUUGAUUGGUACUAAACUACAGUCUCUACUAGGGUUGUCGCUCUUGAUGCUAGGGAUUACGUCUGUCUACGAUUCGGACCGCAGUCUUCUAAAGACUUCCUAUAAUCGCUUGGUUGAGAACUACCACAUCAAGAAUGUCCAAGUUUGUUGGGGGAUAGUUAGGCAAAUAUGGAAUAGAUACGACUGGCAAGUUAAUUUACAGCAUCCACACUACGUGGACUGGUCUGAAUUUGUGAAUUCAAUGGGCUGGAACUGUUGUUUCACAUAG
Pichia kudriavzevii is the source of this 2226-nucleotide messenger RNA. RefSeq lists its product as uncharacterized. The record is from RefSeq and is a predicted model, not a curated record. The coding region runs from base 1 to 2226 and encodes 741 amino acids. Gene Ontology annotation, biological process: positive regulation of transcription by RNA polymerase II. Gene Ontology annotation, cellular component: nucleus. The transcript has a single exon. Gene Ontology annotation, molecular function: transcription cis-regulatory region binding; zinc ion binding; DNA-binding transcription factor activity, RNA polymerase II-specific. Lineage: Eukaryota; Fungi; Ascomycota; Pichiomycetes; Pichiales; Pichiaceae.